AUGAGCCGCAGCAACUCCAUGGACAUCGACCGCGAGUCGACCGGCGCUGCUUCUUCACCCCCCGCAGCGCCCACGCCCACAGCCCAAACCGCCUUCUCCGUCCCGAUCCCCAACAUCAACACCGCCGUCAACGGCAACGAGAAUGGCAACGAUGAAGAUGCGCCCAUGCCGCCCCCGCACAGGUCUAACCCCUCCAGCCCUGUCCCCACUGCAGAGGACGAGGCCGAGGCUUACAAGGCUGCGGGCAACAAGUUCUUCAAGGAGAAGGACUACAAGAACGCCAUUCUUCAGUACUCCAAAGCCGUCGAGAUGAUUCCCGACUCGGCUACCUAUCUCAGCAAUCGUGCCGCUGCUUACAUGUCUAACGGCAACUACGAAGCAGCCCUCGAAGACUGCCUACGGGCCGUCGACCUGGACGGCCAGAAUCCCAAGGUCCUCCUGCGUCUCGCGCGCAUCUAUACCAGCCUCGGUCAGCCUGAGGAGGCCAUUCUGACGUUCGGCCGCAUCCAGCCGGCGCCGUCUGCUAAGGACAUGGCGCCCGCCAAGGAGAUGCUGCACCACAUUACCGCAGCCAAGAAUGCCCUUGCUAGCGGCACUGCCGGCUCUAUGGUCCUGCACGCUCUCGACCAGGCCGAGCGCCAGCUCGGCUACACCGCACCGAAGCCUCGAAAGUGGCAGAUUAUGCGUGGUGAGGCUCACCUCAAGAUGGGUACCGCCAACGCCCUUGGCGAGGCUCAGAACAUUGCCAUGUCGCUGCUGCGUAACAACAGCCAGGAUCCCGAGGCGCUCGUCCUCCGGGGUCGUGCCCUGUACUGUCAGGGUGACAACGACAAGGCCAUCAGCCACUUCCGGAAAGCACUCAGUUGCGACCCGGACAUGCGUGACGCCGUCAAGUGGUUGAGGGUUGUGCAAAAACUCGAAAGGAUGAAGGGAGAAGGUAACGCCGAGUACAAGGCGGGCCAGUGGCAGGCAGCCAUUGACAAGUACACUGCCGCUUUAGAGAUUGACCCCACCAACAAGGGUACCAACUCGAAGAUUCUCCAGAAUAGGGCGCUGUGUAGGACAAAGCUCAAGGAGUACGACGCUGCCAUUGCCGACUGUGAGAGGGCCGUCCAGCUGGACCCCACCUACACCAAGGCGCGCAAGACAAAGGCCAAUGCGCUGGGCUCUGCGGAGAGGUGGGAGGAUGCCGUCAAGGAGUGGAAGUCAAUCCAAGAGCUCGACCCCGAGGAUCGCACCAUUGCCAAGGAGAUUCGCAAGGCCGAACUGGAGCUGAAGAAGAGCAAGCGCAAGGAUUACUACAAGAUCCUCCAGAUCAGCAAGGAUGCCGAUGAUACCCAGAUCAAAAAGGCCUACCGCAAGCUGGCCAUCGUUCACCAUCCUGACAAGAACCCCAACGACGAGCAUGCCGCUGAGCGCUUCAAGGAUAUUGGUGAAGCUUAUGAGACUCUGAGCGACUCUCAAAAACGUGCGGCCUAUGACAAUGGCGAUGAUCUGAUGGAUCCCAAUGACAUGUUCGGCGGCGGCGGCGGCAUGCACGGCGGCAUGGGUGGUAUGCACGGCGGCAUCGACCCUGAGAUGCUCUUUAACAUGAUGGGUGGCAUGGGUGGCGGUGGUGGUGGCGGCGGCGGCGGGUUCCCCGGAGGUGGUGGUUUCCCCGGCGGUGGCACGUUCUCCUUCGCCGACGGGUCCAGCGGUCGCCAGCGCCCUGGCUUCAGCGGACGUGGCUUCAACUUCUCCACCUGA
This is a messenger RNA of Verticillium nonalfalfae, 1746 nucleotides long. RefSeq lists its product as uncharacterized. Lineage: Eukaryota; Fungi; Ascomycota; Sordariomycetes; Glomerellales; Plectosphaerellaceae. The record is from RefSeq and is a predicted model, not a curated record. The transcript is spliced from 3 exons. Gene Ontology annotation, molecular function: protein binding. Bases 1 to 1746 code for a protein of 581 amino acids.